AUGGCAUCCACCACCUAUCACUCAUCAGCCGAUGAGACCUUCUUCGUCGAGGACGAGGCCGCCCAGCGCAUGACCAUGCGCGACGCCGGCCGGAUGAUCGCCCGCAACAAGCAAGAGAUGAUCGCCAACGAGCUCUCGAGACUGGCCCACGACGAGUACCUGGAGGAUAUCAUGAAGCACAUGCGUCACAUGGAGGACGAGACGUUGCCGGAUGCCAACUUGAUCGACAUGCAGAGGGAGAUCCAAUGGUUUAUGAGACCGUAUCUCAUCGACUUUCUCAUCGAAGCCCAUGCCGCCUUCUCUCUCCUUCCCGAGACCCUCUUCCUCACCGUCAACCUUCUCGAUCGGUACUGCUCCAAGCGUGUCGUCUACAAGCAACACUAUCAACUCGUCGGCUGCGCUGCUCUCCUCAUUGCCGCCAAGUACGGCGACAAGAAGGACAGAGUACCUCAGAUCAACGAGCUUAACAACAUGUGUUGCGGACUCUACGAUGCGGGCAUGUUUACCCAGAUGGAGAUGCACGUCCUCAACACCCUGGACUGGAACAUUGGCCACCCGACGGUCGACUUCUUCACCCAGUUGAUUGUGGCCGAAGAGCGUGAUGGCAGAGAGGUUGAGCACAUGGCGGCCUACAUUUGCGAGAUCGCCUUGUACCACCGGGAUUUUGUGUCGACGAAGCCUUCGAUUAUGGCUCGGGCUUCUCUCGCGCUCGCCCGUGCCAUCCUCAGCAAGCCCGAGGUCAACGAUGGAGAGUGGGACCACACCGAGAACGUGACUCUACUCACCCUCUCGCAGCAUCUUCAUCAGCCAUCCGUCACCCUAGCCCGCAAGUACUCGAGCGCCUACUACUCCAAGGUCUCUGGCAAGCUCGCAGACUUCCUUGCCCAACAAGCGGCCAUCUCUCGCCGAGGACCCCCAUCUCCCCCUGUCGAGCCAACGUCGCUCUCCACCAAGACUGCCGACAUCUACAGCACCCCACACAAGGGACUCGGCGCUGGGCCCGGCGUUGCUGAUGGUUACAUGACCCCUCCCAUCACCCCCGACGGUAAUUGCUUCGGCCACAACCAAGCGAUGAUCAAGGGUUACCAAGCGCCACCACGAUGCCCAGUCACCCCAACACCCCAACCGAAUCACGUUCAGCCGUACCCACAGCAACAACAACAACAACCACAACAUAUGGCCGGGGCAUCUUACUUUGAGGGCCCAACAAGCCAUAUGGCCUACUGA
Podospora pseudocomata is the source of this 1227-nucleotide messenger RNA. RefSeq lists its product as uncharacterized. The transcript has a single exon. Gene Ontology annotation, biological process: mitotic cell cycle phase transition; regulation of cyclin-dependent protein serine/threonine kinase activity. Lineage: Eukaryota; Fungi; Ascomycota; Sordariomycetes; Sordariales; Podosporaceae. Gene Ontology annotation, cellular component: cyclin-dependent protein kinase holoenzyme complex; cytoplasm; spindle pole body. Gene Ontology annotation, molecular function: cyclin-dependent protein serine/threonine kinase regulator activity. The record is from RefSeq and is a predicted model, not a curated record. The coding region runs from base 1 to 1227 and encodes 408 amino acids.